UUUUUUUGUUAUGUUUGAUGGCUGAUAUUGGCAAGGCAAUGUCUCGAUUCGACGUAGAAUCAUUACAAGAAAUGCUUUGUGUUCAAGAACAACUUAUAGAGAAGUUGUACAAUGAGUUGGAUGAAGAGAGUGAAGCCUCAUCUAGUGCAGCAACUGAAGCGUUAUCGAUGAUUUUACGUUUACAAGGUGAAAAGGCUGCAGAGGAAAUGGAAGCAGAACAGUACAAGAGAUUUGUAGAAGAAAAAAUGAGUCAUGCUGAAGAAUCAUUAUCUGUUUUACAAGAACUUAUUGAUCAAAAACAGAUGGAGAUAGAUGAAUUGGAUCAUCAUGCACAAGCUUAUCGAUAUAAGCUUGUGAGUAUGGGCUAUGAUGAUGAUAUUGAUGAUAGUGAUCUCGAAUAUCUCGAGGAUUUAGAAGGAAAAAUGAUUGUUCAAUCUAUUGGGAGGUGUAAAUCCACUCCGAAUAUCACAUUGAAAUAUGCUAAUAUGAAAAAGGAUGUUCUUAAAGACGAAAAGAUCAGUCCAAAACGCGAUUUGAAUGAUGUUCCAACGGCUGGGAGUAUAAGUUUGUACUGUGAGCAGAUCGAAAAGUUGGAAGAAAGAGUGAAACAGAUUGCUGGUGCUAACUAUGCGAAAUUGUCUAGUUUACCAGUUUCUAAAAGAAGCUCUUGUAACAAUUUCUUGGAGCAAUUUAAAGAAACGUACCUUGUUCAGCAUCGAGGGAAUAAAUCAGAUAACGAAGUUGCUGCUAGUCGUUCUGCUUCUCCUCCGAAUGUUCUUGAUGUCUUUGAAGUCCCUCGAGCCAUUAAAGACGAAGAUUUUGUUGUCCGAAAGGAGGCUCAAAAACAACUUGUUAAAGAUGAAACUGAUUCGCAUAAGAAAUAUUUAGUACCUAUGCAGCAUUUGGAUAUUUGUCCUACAACUAGUGCUUCAGAAACAGCAGAGAUUCGUCAUGUCAAUAGGACGACGUUUGAGAUAGCUGAAGUCGAGAGACAAGGUACGAGGCAAGAACCCGAGAGACAUGAAGAGCUAAUGUUGUUACAUGACAUUAAGGAGCAACCAAAUUUAGUACCUGAGCAGCAUUUUGAAAUUUGUCCAGCAACUAGUGCUUCAGAAACAGAAGACAUUCAUUGCGUCAAUAGGACCACGUUUAAGAAAGCUGAAGUCGAGAGACAAGGUACGAGGCAAGAACCCGACAGACACAAAGAGCUAAUGUUGUUACAUGACAUUAAGGAGCAACUAAAUUUAGUACCUAUAAAGCAUUUGGAAAAUUGUCCAAUGACUAAUGCUUCAGAAACAGCAGAGAUUCGUCGUGUCAAUAAGAAGUUUGAGAUAGCUGAAGUCGAGAGACAUGGUACGAGGCAAGAGACAGAGAGACACAAAGAGUUAAUGUUGUUACAUGACAUUAAGGAGCAACUUAAUUUAGUACCUAUGCAGAAUGAGAACAAGUUACAUAGAGUAGGUGAAGCUGCUUCUCCUACCACUAGUGCUUCAGAAACAGCAGAGAUUCGUCCUGUCAAUAGGACAACGUUUGAGGUAGCUGAAGUUGAGAGACAACGUACGAGGCAAGAAUCUAACAGACACGAAGAGCUAACGUUGUUAUAUGAGAUCAAGGAGCAACUAAAUUUGAUGCAAUCUGACAUUAAAACUUGGAAAAAUAUCAAGUCCCAUCCAAGAAAUGAGCCAUCUGUAGUUUCUCUAACAGAGGUGAUGGCUUGUUUUUGGCUUUGAUCCAGCUAUCAAAAAGCUUGCAAGUUCAAGAUGUUGAGAUUUUUGCUUAUUAUGGCUUUUGAGUUGAGACAGUCAGUGUCCGAGCCAAGAUUUUCACUAAUAAAGUAGUAAUUACACGAAGAAGCUAAGGGGAUUCAACAUAUACUAUAUAUACAUAAAAGAUAAUUUUGUUCUUAAAUAUACCAUGUAACUUUCAGCUAAACGGGAUUCGGAUGAACCC
Molecule: messenger RNA, 1950 nt
Organism: Solanum verrucosum
Lineage: Eukaryota; Viridiplantae; Streptophyta; Magnoliopsida; Solanales; Solanaceae
Exons: 2
Coding region: 18-1730 (570 amino acids)
Source: RefSeq, a predicted model, not a curated record